Messenger RNA from Monomorium pharaonis (pharaoh ant), 555 nucleotides. RefSeq names its product vicilin-like seed storage protein At2g18540. The transcript has a single exon. NCBI's taxonomy places the organism in Eukaryota, Metazoa, Arthropoda, Insecta, Hymenoptera, Formicidae. Bases 1 to 555 code for a protein of 184 amino acids. The record is from RefSeq and is a predicted model, not a curated record.
AUGAUCAGGAGGAAGGAGGAGGGAGCACAUAGGGAGAGGAAGCAAAGGAAGAGGGAGACGACGGGAGAGAAGAAGGCAGCAGCGAAAAGUAUGGAAAGGAAGGGGGAAGCGGAGAAGGGAAGAAGCAGUGGAGGGAAGAGCAGAGAAGUGAGUGGUAAAGAACAGAAAGAGAAAAAGAGAGAAGUGGAGGAGGAGAACGAAGAGGUGAAGGAGGAGAAGAAGAGAGAGAUAGAGAAGGCAGAUAAAAGAGGAGAAAGCGAGGAGACUGAAGAGGAUAGUAGGAGUCAUAGGAAGAAGACAGGAGGAAGGCAAGAGGAGAUAAAAGGGAAGGACGGAGGAAAAGAGUGGUGGAGAUUGGAGAAAGAAGCGGGGAAAGAACGGAGAAGCAGGAAAAAAGAAAAGACGAGCAAAGAGUGGAGAGUGACAAAAGAAAAAGCCAGGAGAAGGCUAGAGGAAAGAGAGGAAAGAGCGAGGAGAUACAAGGAAAGAGAGGCAAGGAUGCGAGAGAGGAGAGAAAAAGAGGGGAAAAGAAGAAGAGAGAAGAGGAUAAUAUAG